ACUUUCUUCUAGAAGUUAGACGGUAGCCAUCCUCUUCUACGAAUUGAGAAUAUAGCAUUAAUCUAAUAUUCCCGAAUCAAGUGUUUUCUAAUUAUAAAAGUGAGUAAAACUCAAAGGGAUAACUUGAAUAAAUUUAACCAAAGCCGAAAAUCUCUAUUAUACCAACUCUUUAUAUACUGUAGUGCUGUAGUGUGUGCAUUUGUUAUUUACCUUUUUCAUCAUUUUUUUAUAGACUACUCUAAAAAGAUCCUGUUUCUCUCUCUCUCUCUCUCUUUUCUAUUAAUCCAUCAAUGCUACCAUUCAAUAAAAUUAAGUCAUUAAAUAAAUAAACGUGGCGAGAUAAAUUUUUUCCAGAAAACUUCAAUAUUCGAGCUAUGUCUAUCAAAGCGAAAAGCUACAAUUGGAAAGAUACGAAUCUAUCUCUUUUCGGAUCGGAUACUGAAAAGAAAGUUAAAAAGGAGUCUGCCAAUCAAGAACCAGCUUGGGAAGGUGCCGGAGAAAAUGUUGGAUUAAAAGUAUGGAGAAUAAUGAAGUUUCAAGUUACCGAUUGGCCUGAAGAGAAAUAUGGAGAAUUCUUCUCAGGAGAUUCCUACAUCAUUCUAAACACAUUCAAAGAUGAAGAAAGUGACGCUCUUAAUUACGACGUCCAUUUUUGGAUUGGUAAAAAUAGCUCUCAAGAUGAAUAUGGAACAGCUGCUUAUAAGACUGUUGAACUCGAUACUUAUUUGAAUGAUGCUGCUAUUCAACAUCGAGAAGUUCAAGGCGUCGAGAGUUCUUUAUUCAAUUCUUAUUUUCCUUCGAUGAUCUUUAAUGAAGGUGGCGUAGAUUCUGGAUUUCGCCGAGUUGAAGAAACUGAAUUUAUAAUAAGACUCUAUAGAAUUAAAAGUUACGGGAAAACAGUCAAGAGUUUUGAAAUCCCAUUGAAAAAACGCUAUGUAACGUCGGACGAUGUUUAUGUUUUGGAUAAGGGAUCGGAUAUUUAUCAAUGGAACGGAGGUAGUUGUAGACAUAAUGAAAAGUGGAAGGCUGCGGAAUGCGUUAGUAGAUUGAAAAUCGGAAGGUCAAAUGUCAAUAUUCAUAACCUUGAAGAAGGGGAAUUGGACAGUGAGUUUUUUGACGUUAUCGAAGACGACGGUGAAGGAGAAAUUGAUGAAAGAGAUAUUGAGAAUGAUUUAUCCGAUUGUGGAAAAGCUCUUAUAAGAGUAUCCGAUGCUAAAGGGGAAAUGGAGAUGAUGGAAAUCAGCAGAGAUGAGGAGAUAAGUAGAUCAAGUUUAGACUCGAAUGACGUUUUCGUAGUUGACGUUGGAGAUACUGUAUUUAUAUGGAUAGGGAAGGAUGCUUCGGAAAAUGAGUCGAGGAAUGGUUUUGGAUAUGCUCAUCGUUAUCUUCAGAAGACCGCAAAUCCCCUUCGACCUAUUACAGUAAUUUCUGAAGGGAAGAAGAAUGAUCAUUUUAUUGCUUCAACCAAUCCCUGA
Dimorphilus gyrociliatus is the source of this 1475-nucleotide messenger RNA. NCBI's taxonomy places the organism in Eukaryota, Metazoa, Annelida, Polychaeta, Dinophilidae. The record is from the annotation of a GenBank genome assembly.